This is a messenger RNA of Fomitiporia mediterranea MF3/22, 1023 nucleotides long. RefSeq lists its product as uncharacterized. NCBI's taxonomy places the organism in Eukaryota, Fungi, Basidiomycota, Agaricomycetes, Hymenochaetales, Hymenochaetaceae. The record is from RefSeq and is a predicted model, not a curated record. The transcript is spliced from 7 exons. Bases 1 to 1023 code for a protein of 340 amino acids.
AUGCCCAAGAGCCCCAAAACAGAUGACAGUGAAAUUAAAGGGUGUAAAUACAGGAUGGGCGGUAUUACACUAAUCGGUGUAGUGGAGGAAAUUAGACAGCACUUGUUGCACAAACAGAGCUCAGAGUAUGCUCAAAACCAAAAUCGAGCGUUUUUGUUCAACUUGCCUUCUCUGGCUGGUUGGUAUUUGAAGGACCAAAGGGCGUUGAUGGGUCCAACAAAUAGAAUCCUAUUCGGAAGUAUUGCAACUGAUCUGUUCAGACAAGCUACUGAUGUGGAUCAUGCACAGAGUACAUUUUCAGUCAGAAGUCAUAGAUACAGUAUAAUUGUUACCGCCACUUUAUUCCGUAUCCUCCUCAGUAUCAGCACUCGUUUCUUUCCUGUAACACUGGACCUUCAGCCACUACGAAGGCGCCAAAAGCGUGGCAAACGACUUCGCUCUUCCAGCUUUGGAUCAGACACAACUGAAGGAAGAGGGAGGGGAAAGGACUCGGAGACUGCUCUUCCUGCCAGCAACAGAAGCCGCCACAUUGCUCAACAAAGCUGUGAACGUCUCGUUACCAGUCCAGACUUGGAGGUACCCUCAGACUAUGUGAACACUGUACCACCAAGCAACUCUCCGAUUGUUGCAUCAGUCAUGCCUCCCACUGUGAAUCACCCAGAAUCACUCCAUCAAGUACCAUCUAUUUCCCCAAUCACCAAUCAGGACGAUGACAACAUACGUUCAGAUUCUCAGCACUUCCUGUCCUCUCUCGCUGCUCCUAGAGGACAAGAUCUUCCUCUUGCCGAUAUUACGGUCAAUACUCCACACUUGGCAGUACACAGAGAUAUCCAACUGCCAGAAUCAGCACAGAUUAAUGCCAUUAUGCAGCAAAUAGACAACAUGUGGGCUGCAAUUGCGCGUUUACGCCAGUCGCAUCUUGAGCGGACAGCAGCUUCUGCUCCGGUUUCAACGGAUCGAAGAAGCGAAAUCAGUUCCUCGUUACCAGAUUAUGCCUCCGUCGAGGACCCGUUUGCUGAAUAA